Paramuricea clavata is the source of this 1451-nucleotide messenger RNA. The record is from the annotation of a GenBank genome assembly. Lineage: Eukaryota; Metazoa; Cnidaria; Anthozoa; Malacalcyonacea; Plexauridae.
AUGGAAAAACUCUUCAGGAACCGAGAUCUUAACGUUAGUGUGAGAACUGUUGAAAGCGAUGGGAAGGUAUUAUUCUACGCAAAAGAUGUGGCAGAAUCUCUGGGGUACUCAAACCCACAAAAGGCUGUCAGGGAUCAUGUAUGGGGAUUAAAUAAGGUAUUGUUGGGAAAUAUAUCGGGUGAACAAUUAUUCACCCGAAAACCGGAAACCAUUGGGGGAAAUAUGUCGGGUGAACAAUUGUUCACCCGAAAACCGGAAGUCAUUGGGGGAACAUUUGUUCACCCGAAACACCGUCAACAACAUACGGUUCUACUGUACGAACCAGGAGUGCUCCAGCUUAUAUUUAAAUCCAGACUUCCAAUAGCUGAGCACUUCCAGGCCUGGGUAUUCAGGGAAGUCCUCCCAUCUAUACGAAAAACUGGCACAUACAGUUUACCAGAUAAAGGGCACUCAGGUACAACCAAAUGAUCCUAUUAAAUGAAACAGACCUCCACCACACAGUCGUGAGUUACAUCAGGGACAACUACCCAGAGGCUGUGAUAAUACCCGGUCUAGGUGAGUAUCAGGAUACAUCAUCUAAGAGAUGUGAUGCUUGGAAGAAGGGAUACAAAGGUGGUCAGCCUGAUAUUAUUAUAGAGAAUCCUAUGGGAAAGUAUAAAGGAUUUGCUAUUGAAUUCAAGUCUCCUAAGGGCACUGGGGUUGCAAGUGAGAGGCAAGUAUUAUGGCUCCAGAAGCUUAUGGGAAUGGGAUACAUGGUAAUGAUUUCAGAUGACUUAGUAAAAACCUGUAUUAGAAUUAAUGAGUACUUCUCACUCACGAAAGCUGUAAGAAAAGCUGCAGUGAACAAAAUACAGUGCGCUGUAAGGUUGUACAGACCUAGGUUCAGUUCAGGUAAGUACUAGUCAGGUCAUCUCACCAGUAGAUUUUGAGAUACCUCACCAGUUAUCUCACAAGUAGAUUUAAGUUACCUCACCAGCAGAUUUAAGUUAUCCCACCAGUUAUCUCACCAGUAGAUUUAAGUUAUCUCACCAGUAGAUUUGAGACGUCUUACAAGUAAAUUUAAGUUAUCUCACAAGUAGACUCUAGAUGUCUCACAAGAUAAAACCCAGUUAAACCUAAGGUAUCUUACAAGUAGAAUGGAAGAUAAACCCGAGCAAACUCAAGUAGUAACAAGUGAAAAGAAGAAAGACCCAAAAAGAGUAGCUGCAGGAAAACGAUUAGCCGCAAUCAGUAAAAUAGCAAAGGAGAGGAAAAAGAAACUUGCAGAACCUGAGGAGUCAUCCAGCAAUAACAUGAUCGCAUAUGUAGGAGUGGUCAUCGCAUUGGUAUCCCUUGCUCUAGCAUUUAAUCAGCAUCAGAGGGAAACAAAGAAACCAGAACCUAAGUACAUCCCUGAAACUGUAGAAGUAACCAGGAAAGCUGAUGCGUCUAGGUUAGAUUCACUUGAAUGA